CCUAAUCGAGUGUGUCUCUAAAGAAUCAUAUAAAAACAAGGAUAAGCACUGACACACACACAGACGCAGAGAGAUGGAGCAGAUACGCAAAGUAGCUCUAGCUUAUUACAAGGAGAGUUCAGAUGAGACUAAAGAGCAUGUUAAAAAGCUUUUCAAAAAGAUAGAUGCGGACGGAAAUAGAAAGGUGAGUCUCGAUGAGUUCAAUGAGUACUGCAGGAGAAAGAGUAAAAAGUUGCCAAAGCACUGCUUCAAUGAACUAGACAAGAACGGAGACGGCUUCCUAGACUUCGAGGAAAUCAUCGUUUUCUUUUACAUCAUUCAGACGAGGACAAUAUCAUGCUCUGGAUGUGGUUCGUUGGUAAUGGGUAUGUAUUUCACAUGCGCCAUUUGCUUCUACACUGAGACUUCCGUCAACCACAAUCUUUGUUGCAGCUGCCACCAAUCUGGUAAAUCUGCUGGCUGUGAGCACAGCAACCUGGUUGACAACUAUGCUCUCCUCCAGGGCAUAAAAACUACGGUUAAAACCAAAAAGAUGCCUCCUUUCGUUUCUGAGAUUGCGGACAAAGCUGGGGAAUUCGUUGUUGAAAAGAUAGAGGAAUGGGCAGCCGAAACACUACAAGACAAAUCUGAGGAUCUACUUGACGCAGUCGACGACGCAAUUGAAGCAGUAGAUGAUCUACUUGACGCACUGGACAAUGCCUGUAUCUUCAUGUGAUGUGUGAUGGGUGGUAAUUUGGAUCAACAUCUCUCUGGUGUAGGUUUGUUGUGUUUAUUGCAAAACCCUUGAAUGGAUUUCUGUAAUAAAUAACACCGAAAUGGUGAAUUACUGUCGUGCAUGACAAAGCUAAUAAAUUAAAAUCACCUUUGGACCUCUCUAGUGCAAUUGGUUUC
Molecule: messenger RNA, 891 nt
Organism: Nelumbo nucifera (sacred lotus)
Lineage: Eukaryota; Viridiplantae; Streptophyta; Magnoliopsida; Proteales; Nelumbonaceae
Molecular function (GO): calcium ion binding
Source: RefSeq, a predicted model, not a curated record